Phragmites australis (common reed) is the source of this 3257-nucleotide messenger RNA. Its product is annotated as reticulon-like protein B8. The transcript is spliced from 7 exons. The record is from RefSeq and is a predicted model, not a curated record. Bases 2336 to 3079 code for a protein of 247 amino acids. NCBI's taxonomy places the organism in Eukaryota, Viridiplantae, Streptophyta, Magnoliopsida, Poales, Poaceae.
AGUCAGUGAGCGACCAGUCGAAUCACAUGCCCCUCCCCUCCACCAUCUCCCCGAAUCAAUUGCUAGUACGAUUUCUUCCCCCAAACUAACCACCAGCGUUUUUCAUUUCACACUGCUCGAGCUCGCUCUCGCGAUCGUCUCCAGGGCGCCGGCCUUCGUGCCCCGCUGCUCUAUCCCCGAUACUUAGGAGUUGGGGCGUUGCUGUAUGAUGAAAAGGAAGACCAUUUUUUAGGUCACAGAACCGUGGAUAUGGGAUGGUUUGCUUCUGCGACAUUUUCUUGUCGCUCUUUUUGGGGGGGCAUUUCAGGUUGUUUUAGGAAUGAUGCGAUGAAUAUUUGGGGUUGGGGUUCUUGAAGCAAGGGAGGGAGAUGUUAGCAGAGGACUUCUGGGUAUGAUUCUCUCCUGUUUGGAGAGAUAGAUCUGUCUAGUUUCUUGGUGAAAAACCAAAUCGGUCAGUGUGGGGUCUUGAAGUGCUCUGAUGAUUGAAGGACGCAGUUUCGGUCAAUGUUUGUCUAGUGGGGUUUUACUGUUAGAGAUUCUUGUACUUUUGGAGUUUGGAGGUUAUAUUGCAGGAAUUUCCUAAAUUUUGCGGUGAGAAGCAUUGGUAGACGCCCGCACACAUCAUCCCUACUCUUCAAGUUUGACAUCACCAAAGCUUUCGACUUAGUCUGUUGGGAGUACCUCCUUUCUUUGCUACAACACCACGGAUUCCCUGCUCGUUGGAUUACUUUGCUACUUACAAUCUCCUCCUCUAGGAUCCUGAUAAAUGGAAUUCCCAAUGCUCCAAUUCGGCAUGGACGGGGCCUCAAGCAGGGUGACCCCCUCUCUCCACUGCUCUUCGUCCUGGCAAUAGACCCACUAAGGUGUGAGGUUUCAGCUCUAGCCGCAAUUCUCAACCAUUCCGGCGAUGCAACUGGUCCGAACAAAUUUCCAAAAAUCGGUGGUCGUACGGAUCAAAUGCACAGGCUUCGAAUUAGAUGAAAUCUUAACAGAGCUACCAGCUAUGCGCUCAAGCUUCCCCAUCAAGUACCUCGGCCUACCGCUCAAUGCCUGGCGUUUGCAGAGGCCCAAUUUCCAACCGUUAAUAGACAAAGCACUUGCCACCUUUGCAGGGUAGAAAGGGAAGAACAUUGCUCCCAGUGGACGGCUCACCUUAGUGAAAUUUGUACUUACAGCCCAACCGAUCUACUUCCUCACCACCCUAAAAGCUCCAAAAUACACCCUCAAAGUCAUUGACUGUAAGCGAAUGCAAUUCCCAUGGUCAGAAACCGAGGCCCUAACAGGAGGAAAGUGCAAAGUAAAUUUUUUUAGCGGAAGAUAAGUGCAAGGUAAAUUGGAGGCAAGUUUACAAGCCAACAAAUAAAAGGGGAUUAGGCAUCCUUAACCUUGAAAGCUUUGCGAGAGCCAUUAGACUACGGUGGUUGUGGCAAGAAUGGAAGACACAUCACAUGCCUUGGGAACGGUCUAACAUGCCGUGUAAUGACAUAUCGUGUAAUGAAAUGGAUAGGCUACUAUUUGUAGCGUGCACCAAGAUCAUUGUUGGCAACGGAGAAGAUAUAUCUUUCUGGCAUUCUGUCUGGCUACAGAGACGUCCGAAGGACCUGGCUCCACAUGUCUUUUAAACAUCCUCUUCGAUGUGUCGAACACUACGUGAGGCCAUCACAGGCGGCUCUUGGAUGCAGGAUCUUGCGUAUGUGCCAAGCAUCACAACACAAUGGAUUGUCAAAUUCAUACAGCUUUGGACCACAAUCCAAGAGGUGCAGUUACAACAUGACACAAGAGAUGAGAUCACCUGGAAAUCGAUAAGAGUACGGUGAGUCUGUGACUACUCAACAUCUUUGGCAUACAAAGCACAAUUCCUGGGUUCUUUGGAUACAAAUUUUCAAUCCAUAAUCUGGAAAACCCUGGGCUCCAUUAGAAUGCAAAUUAUUUGCCUGGUUUGCAAACCAAAAUAGAUUAUGGAUGUCAGAUAGGCUGGCAGCAAGAACUUGGCCACACAAUCUGCAUUGCCUGUUGUGCAGAAAGGAGCCUGAGACUGGUCAUCACCUGUUCAUAUAAUGUAUUCACCAAGAGGGUAUGGUCGUUUAUUGCGGUCUGGGUGUCACAGCCAUCACUGAAGCCAGUUAGUUGGCCACAAAUGCACUCCAUUCAUCAAUGGUGGACGGUCUUGGCAAACAGCCCAAACACCCCAAGAAGGGGGUUGAAGUCACUCAUCAUUCUCGCCUGCUGGGAGAUUUGGAAGGAGCGCAGUGCCAUGACUUUCAAUAAAGUGGAACAACCAACACAACUCGUUGCCAAACGCAUCCAAGACGAGUGAGCUCAAAAUUCAUAGAAGAUGUCGGAACGUUCUGAGAAUGUUACUGAAAAGCUAAUGGGGAGCAUCAUUGAUACCAUUGCUGAGAACCUUCCUAAGCAGAAGUCUGGGAAAUUUGAUCCAGGUUCAGUCUCUGACAAAGUGAGGAACAAGCUGUUUGGUCGUCAGAAUUCCAUGCAUCGAGUUUUGGGUGGUGGAAAAUCUGCUGAUGUGCUGUUAUGGAGGAAUAAGAAGAUAUCAUCGAGCGUUCUGGCUCUUGCAACAACUAUUUGGGUUUUCUUUGAGUGGAUUGACUACCACUUUCUGACAAUUGUUUCAUUUGCCCUUGUUCUUGGAAUGGUUGUCCAGUUUGUUUGGUCCAACUUCUCGAGCAUGUUAAGCGGAUCUCCUUCUAAAGUGCCCCGUGUUGAGUUGCCGGAUGAACUAUUUGUGAACAUUGCUGUGGCAAUUGGAGCCCAAGUAAACAAGUUCCUGAGUUUCCUUCAAGAUUUGUCAUGUGAAAGAAACUUGAAGCAUUUUGUAGUGGCAAUUGCUGGAUUGUGGGCUGUUGCGGUGAUUGGGAGCUGGUGCAAUUUCCUGACUGUCAUUUACAUUGGAUUUGUUUGUGCCCACACACUUCCUGUGCUCUAUGAGAAGUAUGAAGAUCAAGUCGACGAUUUCCUCUACAGCCUUCUUGGUCUCCUGCGAGAUCAGUAUCAGAAACUCGACCAAGGUGUCUUAAGCAAGAUACCGAAAGGGAACAUGAAGGCUAAGAAGAGCGAGUAGUUUAGCAACUGGAUUCUCAUGAAUAGUCGGUGAACUAUUGUUGUGCCCUGUUGUGCAUUGUUGACUUGUAGUUUCAAUUGUUACCUGAAAACUAUUUGCCUUUCUGAACGCGGCCGCUAGUUCAUUGUCCACCAGGUUCGAACUUUUAAGCUGCAAUGCAUGUCGUCUAUUGUUCAUA